AUACACACACCAGAUACGUCCGCACCACGCACACACUCACACAAACACACGCUCCGCGCGCUCUUUCUCCCCUCUCUCUCCGUCAGCCUCAGUCUCGCACGCUCGCGUCCUGCGUGCACACUAGGCCGACUACGCAGCGUUGCCGUCCCGUCAUCCAAGAGAACAAAGAGAAGCCCAGGCCCGAAACCCCCCCCGCGUUGGACUCUGGUCGCGGCUGCUGCCGGAUACCGCGCGCUUGUCGUCACCGCCUAUUCUUCUAUCUGAUCUGACAUAUCGUUCGCGUGCUCUUGCCACUCGACUCCUCCUGGCUCUCCGCCAAAGCCUGCAACACACCUGAACUUCUUUUUCGUCCUCGUCGUCGUUCAGGUCCUUGUCGCUUCUGCUCCGCCGCAGCCUCUCGUCUCUCCCAACUCUCCCCGCCGCCUCCGCUCUUGACUCCUUCUUCAACCACACGUAUCCGCUACGCACACGCGCCAAUCCCCGUCUUUCGCCAUGUUCAACUUUGUGAAGAAGGCCAUGGCCGACAUCGCCGGCACCGAGGAGCCCCUCUAUGGCCCCGAAGCCAUCCAGCCCGUCACCAAGCAGGGCGUGCAGUACACCGAGUUGAAAAAAGACGACCUGAAGUGGAAGGGUCUUGGAGGCACAAACGUCGAGACCCAGACCUUCUACUUUACCGCCGACAGCGGUCACAUUGGCAUGGCUCAGAUCAUCUACUCCGUCGUCAUGGGCGUCAAGACGACGUGCCAGUUCAGCUCCAAGAUCUUCUAUCCAGACAACGCCACCCCUCCCCUGUUCUCGACCGACCCGCUCGACAACCACCGCAUCUCCGAUGACCGCUUCAACUUCUACGCCGACAACGUAUCUUUUGAGUUGUCCGAGGACGGCUCCACGUACUCGCUCAAGUCCUCGCGCAGCACCAAAAGCAUUGUCGACAUCAAAAUCACAAAGGUCGCACCUGGCUUCAUGGCUGGCAGGAACGGCACGUCCACCUACGGAACCGACCCCAACCAGCCCUGGGGCCAGAUGUUUCACGCCUUCUGGCCCAGGUGCCGCGUUGAGGGCAGCUUUAUUACUCCUAGUGGGCCCAUUGAUUUUGCCGGCAAGGGUGCAUAUAGUUUUGCGCUUCAGGGCAUGAAGCCGCAUCACGCAGCCAACCGGUGGAACUUUGUCAACUUCCACUCGCCAACCUACAGUGCGCUCAUGAUGGAGUUCACAACACCGCCCUCGUACGGCAGCACUGUCGUCAAUGUCGGCGGAAUCGCUGCCGAUGGUUCCAUCCUGUACGCCGGCGUCGACAACACGGCCGAGCAUGUCGAGAAGACGGAAGAUCCCGAGGCGCGAUGGCCCGAGCCGACGGUGACGAGCUACUGGUGGAAGGGCACAACUGCAGAUGGGAAACCCUUCGAGGCGCACCUCAUGGGUCAGCUGGGCAAGAGGCAGGACAGAAUAGAUGUCAUGGCCGAAGUGCCCGGCUUCAUCAAGAAGAUUGCUGAAACGGCGGCAGGCACGCGCCCGUACAUCUACCAGUACACGCCAAGACUCAAGCUGAAGCUCAAGAUCGGCGACGAGGAGAAGGAGGAAGAGGGUAUUUUGUUCACGGAGGCAACCUUCAUCUCGUAGGCUCUGCGAGGUCGUUCCAACACGAUCGUUUCAGGCUGAGUCUAUGACCGUGAUUGCGAGCGGUGACCCCUGUCAUGUCGGACAGGACCAUCGCCCGUGCUCACCAUUCUUCUCCAGAUUCGCCAUCCCAAGCACUGCAUUCCGUGCCGAUUUGAUGGAUUUGUUUCUUUACUUUUGUUUUCUUAUUUUCAUCUUCCCUCUUGAAUUAGGGACGGCGUUUUUGCACCAAAGACAGAGGUGGACUGGAACAGCCGGGUAAUGGGCAAUUGAGACCACGUUUUGCAUAUGUUGCCUUGGGCAAGACUUUUGGGAGAAAAGGGAGGGGGGGAUCUCCGGAUGCAUUGAUGAAAAUGCCACGAUAGACAUCUCUACCACGACCAUCGUUCAGCUUGCUUGUUUGCUUUUUACACCAUGGGAUGAGGGAGGAAGGACGACGUGUACAUAAUCACAGCUUCGGACACUUUUGAAUGAUCAAGGCACCGUGAAGGGUGAACCUUUCGACAGGUGAGGUAGAAGAUAUGAAAGCAAGAGAAUACAACGCUGCACGGUGACGUCUGAUCUCCUCGUCAUUCAUUCGCUCGAGCAGGACGCAGGACACAGGCCACGGAUCGCAG
Verruconis gallopava is the source of this 2234-nucleotide messenger RNA. RefSeq lists its product as uncharacterized. Lineage: Eukaryota; Fungi; Ascomycota; Dothideomycetes; Venturiales; Sympoventuriaceae. The coding region runs from base 493 to 1620 and encodes 375 amino acids. The record is from RefSeq and is a predicted model, not a curated record. Gene Ontology annotation, biological process: response to oxidative stress. The transcript is spliced from 4 exons. Gene Ontology annotation, cellular component: cytoplasm.